This is a messenger RNA of Pieris rapae (cabbage white), 1111 nucleotides long. RefSeq names its product UPF0605 protein CG18335-like. NCBI's taxonomy places the organism in Eukaryota, Metazoa, Arthropoda, Insecta, Lepidoptera, Pieridae. The transcript is spliced from 8 exons. The coding region runs from base 106 to 1035 and encodes 309 amino acids. The record is from RefSeq and is a predicted model, not a curated record.
UGUCGAGACAUAAAACAAACAGAUUGUAAUAAAUGUGGUAAACGGACAAAAUUAAAGGUGUAAUAAAAUUAUGCGUGAUAUUUUGGCAUAAAAUAAAUUAACAAUAUGGCUCUGGAUUUAGUCAGCAUCGCACAACCACAUUAUAUUCCUGGAUACACCGGUCACUGUCCCGAAUACAAAUACCGCAUUGGCGAUACAUAUGGCUCGACCACACAUAAGAUCUUGCUGGACCCCAGCGUCAAUCACUCGGAAAGGCUGGUACUGUCUGACAGAACCGCAGAUGACUUCCAGAUAUUUCGUCCACCACAGCAAGCUAUCGAUGUCGUCAACGCUAGGUUUCGGAAUGGUGAUCCUGUUUAUAAACACCCGAUGAUACCGGGAUAUGAAGGCUUCUUACCACGUUUGAACGCCCACUUCGGACAGCGGUAUACCGUAGCAGCCACAGAGGCCUUGUCGGAGUUCCAAAAAUUACAACUUAACCAGCGCUCAGCCAGGAACCAGCUUGAAAGGGUCGUGGACUUGCAAGCAGGGAAAGGCCAACCAUGGAACCUGGUUGAUCGAUUUUCGGCGACUGCGGAGUUUAAGUUGCCAUUGGUGGUGGUGAGGCCAGAAUGUGCGGGAAUAUUGCGAGACCUGCCAAUGGAUGAACCGAAACUUUCACCGGCGUCUCAUUCAAUCAGUCCAUACUUCAUGGAGGAUUCAGAUCCACAGAAAUAUAUAAAGAAAGGUUUUGCUGGUCACGUACCAUACGGUUUCCAGCGGUUUGGGGACUCAUCAAAGAAACUUACAAACUCUGCCUUGUGCGAUUUCUCAUCUAACUACAGGCGACGUCAAAGUACAGAAUGGGCGCCUGUAAACGUCGUCAAACCUGAUCCUCCUCUAUCCAUAAAUCCUACGGAGAUUUAUCACAAACACGUCGGAAUGCUGCCAAACUAUGCAGGCCAUGUUCCUGGGUGUCUGUUUAGAUUUGGUAAGACAUAUGGAAAUGACACACGCGAUGCUAAGAGAUGGCUUCGCGGCGACUUCAAACCUUAAAUUGUCAAGAAUAAAUGAAACUUGAUUGUCAACAUAACACAUUUUAUAUUAUAUACAGUAUUACAUAUAUUUAUAC